Molecule: messenger RNA, 918 nt
Organism: Argentina anserina (silverweed cinquefoil)
Lineage: Eukaryota; Viridiplantae; Streptophyta; Magnoliopsida; Rosales; Rosaceae
Product: nuclear transcription factor Y subunit B-3-like
Exons: 1
Coding region: 74-703 (209 amino acids)
Biological process (GO): regulation of transcription by RNA polymerase II
Cellular component (GO): nucleus; CCAAT-binding factor complex
Molecular function (GO): DNA-binding transcription activator activity, RNA polymerase II-specific; RNA polymerase II cis-regulatory region sequence-specific DNA binding; protein heterodimerization activity
Source: RefSeq, a predicted model, not a curated record
ACCCCAACAAAAGUCUCCUCCAUCUUCAACGCAGCAGCUCCUCCGAAUAACCCGGAACAACCACCACUCUCCGAUGGCCGACUCGGACAACGACUCCGGCGGGCACAACGGCCACUCGCAUGGCGGGGAGCUGUCGGCGCGUGAGCAGGACCGGUUCCUCCCGAUCGCGAACGUGAGCCGCAUCAUGAAGAAAGCAUUGCCGGCGAACGCCAAGAUCUCCAAGGACGCGAAGGAGACCGUGCAGGAGUGCGUCUCUGAGUUCAUCAGCUUCGUCACCGGCGAGGCCUCUGACAAGUGCCAGCGCGAGAAGCGCAAGACCAUCAACGGCGACGAUCUCCUGUGGGCCAUGACCACUCUAGGGUUCGAGGAGUACGUCGAGCCCCUCAAGAUCUAUCUCCAGAAGUACCGCGAGAUGGAGGGCGAGAAAGGCGCCGUCGGCCCCACCGGACGCGACAAGGACGGCGGUAACUCCGGCGGCGGAGGCUCGGCCGCUGGAGGAGGGGGAAGCGGGGGCGGGUUGAGCUCCGGGACUAGCGGCGGAGGAGGAGGAGGAGGCGCGUUUAAUGGGGGUUAUGGCGGGAUGGGGAUGAUGGGUCAUCAUCAGGGACACGUGUACGGGUCAGGCGGGUAUCAACAUCAAAUGGGAGUUGGAGGCGAGAAGCGCGGUGGUUCUGGCGGCGGAGCGUCGGUGAAGUCAAGGUAGGUGAUUUUUACUUGCUCAAAAGAUGGUGAAUUCUUGUGGUAAUUUAAUGUGUGAUUGUAAGGAGGAAAGGGAAGAGGAUAUAGUUGUGUACUAUAGUGCAUAGUACAAUGUAGCUAAUUGAGUGAGAGAUUAAGAUACAGAAACUGAGAAACUUCUUAUUUUUGUCUGUUUUUUUAUCAUAUUGGAUUUUCAUUUUUCAUACGGUAGUAGAGCUC